AUGGUCUCCGAUUUGAACCUAGACUUAUCGCAUAUAACGAACCCACAAACCAGAACCCAACACUCGAGACCCACUCGUCUCUCUCUCUCUCUCUCUCUCUCUCUCUCUCUCUCUCCCUCUUCCAUGGAGUUCCUACCGCUUCAAGCCCUAAAACUCCUCGGAAAAGGUGCCACAGGAACAGUCUUCCUCGUCCACGACGUCGUUUCGGAUCCAUCGGCUUCUUCUCCAUUCGCGCUAAAGCUCGUCGGGAAAUCUUCCUCUGCCUCCUCCCUCCGCCGCGCCCAGUGGGAGAUCCAGGUCCUCCGCCGCCUAACCCACGACCCGGACCCCAACCCUUUCCUUCCCAACCUCCUAGGCACCGUCGAUUCCCCUGCUUUCCUCGCCUGGGCAGUUCCGUACUGCCACGGCGGCGACCUCAACGUCCUCCGCUACCGCCAAAACGACGGUGUUUUCAGUUCCGCCGUCAUCAGAUUCUACUUGGCCGAGAUCGUCUGCGCACUCGACCACCUCCACUCCAUGGGCAUUGCCUACAGAGAUUUGAAACCCGAGAACGUACUGAUUCAGCAAUCGGGUCAUGUAACCCUCACCGAUUUCGAUCUUUCACGAAGCUUUAAGAAGCUCGAACCCGACCCGGAAUCGGAAUCGGAAUUGGACCCGUCCCGAAAGCCACAGCUGCGGAGUAUCUCCCGUUGGGUUUCGCUACCGGCGAAAACAGAACCCAAAACAGGGUUGAAGAAGACGAGAACCGCGAGGGUUAACCCGUUGAAUCGCCGGAGAUCAAGCUUCUCCGGUGGAGAUCGGUCGAAUUCCUUCGUGGGCACCGACGAAUACGUCUCGCCGGAGAUUCUCCGCGGCGAGGGCCACGAUUUCGCCGUCGAUUGGUGGGCACUUGGGGUUUUGGCAUACGAGAUGAUGUACGGAGAGACUCCGUUCAAGGGGAGGAACAAGAAGGAAACGUACGCGAACGUGUUGACGAAGGAGCCGGAGUUCGCCGGAAAACCGUCAGAUCUGUCGGAUUUGAUGCGGCGGUUGCUGGUGAAGGACCCGACACGGCGGUUGGGUCGCCACCGUGGCGCCGCGGAGAUAAAGGAGCACCGAUUCUUCGCCGGCGUGAGGUGGGACCUUCUCACGGAGGUUAUGCGACCACCGUUUAUCCCGUUAAGAGACGACGGAGAGUUGACGGAGAAGUUAACGUCGUCAUGUGGGUUUGAUGUUAGGGAACAUUUCGCGAGGCUGACGUCGCCGCCGUCGUCGUUGUCGCCGUCAGGUGCUCCGUUACAGUCUCCACCGCACGAGUGGCAUAAAACCAAAUCGUUUAUUGAGUUCUGAUCCACGUGUGGGAAUCUGACCACGUUAAGAGAUUUUAGAUAAUUCGUUUUUCUUUUUUUGCUUUUUGUGUUUAUUUAGCUUUUGUUUUUUAUAAAUCGAUGUAUAUAAAAUAAACGUUACUAAUCAUAUUAUUUUUUCA
Molecule: messenger RNA, 1468 nt
Organism: Tarenaya hassleriana
Lineage: Eukaryota; Viridiplantae; Streptophyta; Magnoliopsida; Brassicales; Cleomaceae
Product: serine/threonine-protein kinase UCNL
Exons: 2
Coding region: 1-1329 (442 amino acids)
Biological process (GO): protein phosphorylation
Cellular component (GO): plasma membrane; nucleus; cytoplasm
Molecular function (GO): ATP binding; protein serine/threonine kinase activity
Source: RefSeq, a predicted model, not a curated record